Helobdella robusta is the source of this 2196-nucleotide messenger RNA. RefSeq lists its product as hypothetical. The record is from RefSeq and is a predicted model, not a curated record. The coding region runs from base 65 to 838 and encodes 257 amino acids. The transcript is spliced from 11 exons. Gene Ontology annotation, cellular component: nucleus. NCBI's taxonomy places the organism in Eukaryota, Metazoa, Annelida, Clitellata, Rhynchobdellida, Glossiphoniidae.
AAAAAAAAUUGUUUCAAACGUAUGAAACAGUUCGCUUUAGUUCAAUUUAUUUUUUUUUUUGAGAAUGGAUUCAUCAAAACUUGAUUUAAAAGAUGACAUAAUUGAGAUACUCAAAGAUGCGGACCUCACUAAACUGUCUACGAAAAAAAUUAGGAUUCAAUUAGAGGAGAAAUAUAAAGUUGAUUUGAUGGAAAGAAAAUCAGAGAUUGACUUUUUAGUUAUGGCUGAAAUUGAAAACAUUGAAAAGUGUAAAAGUACCAAAAACACUAACUCUAAAGCCAAGCCCCAACACAAUGGACCGGCUCCAAAGAAGAUGAAGAGGGAUAAGGUAGAGGAAGAAGAGGAUGAUGAUAAUGAUGAUGAUGUAGACGAUAAAAGUGAGGACGAAGAGGAUGACAAAGACAAAGAUAAAAAUACUGAGGACGAUGAAGACAUCGCGAGGCAGUUGCAGGAGGAAGAAGAAAAUGGUGCCAUUAGGAAAACUCGACAUGCUCAUAAGAAAAAGACACCAGCUAAGUCAGAAAAGAAAGAGAAAAAACAGAGAAAAAAGGGUGCCCCUAGGGAGAAUCGAUUUACUGAAACUUGCAACCUAUCGCCGGAGUUGGCAGCCAUAAUGGGAGAAGAUAAGUUGAAGAGAAGCGAUGUAGUCAAAAGAAUGUGGGCUAUAGUGAAAGAAAGAAAUCUUUUUGAUCCAAAGAACAAACAGUGGAUGAUAUGCGACGAUCAGAUGUACUCUGUCUUUGGCAAGAAGAAGGUGAAACUGUUUGGAAUGAUGAAAUAUCUAACAAGCCACAUCUACAAGAGUGAUGAAGUCAUUUCCUCCCCCUUGUCGUCGUGAUCGUCAUCAUGUCCACAUCAUUAUUACGUCAUCAUUAUCACUUCAUAUUCACCAUCUUCAUCAUCAUCAUCUCGUUAUUACUUUUCUUCUUUUUCUUAUUAUUAUUAUUUUUAGAUUCUUCUUCAUCAUCGUUGUCAUCAUCAACUAUACUACUGCAACAACAACUACUACUGCUGCUGUUACUACUACUACUACUACUACUAUUACUACUACUACUACUACUACUAUUACUACUACUACUACUACUACUAUUACUACUAAUACUACUACUACUACUACUAUAGUUACUACUAUAACUACUACUACUACUACUACACUGUAAUUUUGUACUUUUUAAACAUUUAUAAACUGAAUAUUAUUAUUAUUAUUUAAAAUAAUAUUAUUAUUUUUAUUAUUCCUUUGAUGGGCGUUCUAGCAUGUUUUAUUAUUAUAGUUUAAAUUAAUUUUCAUUUUAAUUUUAUAACAAGCAAUGACUAACUCGACAAAAUGCUCGUGCGUGUGUGUGCGUGUGUGUGCGUGCGUGUGUGUGCGUGCAAGUGAGGUUCCGCUUUCAGUUCAGUUAUUGGAUUAAGCUUUAGCAAAUUUCUGUGUUUAAUUUUUAUUUGUAUAUGAAAAUAUUUAGUUGAUAGUUUGAAUAAACAAAUGAAUAAUCAAUAAUUAAAUUAAUUAAUUAGAAAGUUUAAGAGGAAUAAUAAAAAAUAAAAAUAAUUUGGGUUGUUUUUUAUAAAUUUAAUGAAUAAAUGAAGAAGAAUAGGCUAGGAUAAAAAAGUUAUUUCCGAAGUCCUAGAGGUAAAAGUUCUAGACACAGAUUUAAAAAUAUCUCUACAUAUUGGAAGUUUGCAAUAUUUCACUGUACAGAAAGGUUUAAAAUUGUCACAACGAAAUUCAUUCAAAAAUUAUUUGUAACAGUAAGCUGUAACGUAGAGCUGCCAAUGUUUCGAUGCUAAAUCAAUGUUUUUACAUUUACAAAAUUGGUUUGAGUGAAGGUUUAAAGUUGAAAAGUAAGCUUAACUUCUGACAUUAUGUUUCAAAAUACGUCUCUACAACAAUUUAUUACAGUAGAGAGUGAAUAUUUCCAUUAUGAGGAAGGAGAUGGCAAACAUUGAAUGGAACGCUGUAUUUCUGCUAGCUGAAUUAUUUGGCGUUUUCCUAGCGGUGGUUGGUGAGGUUGUGGUUAAUAUCCCGCCUGUGGUUGCAGCAGUUGAAGCUGCAGCAGUAGCUGUUUUGGCGUCUGUAAUCGCAACAACGACAUCGAGGAUGGCAGACAGUGGAGGCCGCUGUCGGUGGCUUCAAUCUGAAUCAUUAUCUCUGAGGCCAGGCUGACCGGCUUGACGACACUCAACCAGCCCGUCGUGGGU